AUCCAAAUUGGGCUUUGGCGCUAAAAUUAGGUCAGCUUUGGAAAGCUUCAGUGUUGAGUCCCUUCACCUUUGUAUCCUUGCCCUCAUAUCUAGUAUUAACAGGUAGGGAAAUAUUGUCCACAGUUAGGUUUCAGUCCGCACCUGCAACUUGCCAAGGUUCUAGAAAUUGUAGACAGGAACAGCCACAAGGACCCUACUUUACGGAAAUGAGCGAUAGCACGGAACUCCCGGAGAUUGUACUCUUCGGAGACUCUCUAACGCAGUGGGGUUUUGAUGAGAACACACGCGGCUUUGGGUGGGUGCUCGAAAAUAAGUAUGAAGGCAAGGCCAUAGUUCUGAACGAAGGUGUGGCCGGCUACACUUCAACCUGGUUGAAACCACGAUUCCGGGAAAUCAUUGAGCGCGCCACCGAAUCUACCGCCUCGCCAACCUUAUUAAUCACGAUCUUCUUGGGCGCCAAUGAUGCUUGUCUCCCUCCAGCAGGUGCUCACGUGCCCUUACCCAAGUUCGAGGACAACAUUCGUGACUACGUGGAGACCAUCCUGGAUGAAGAGGGCCUGGAGAAUACGAAGAUCGUUCUCAUUACUCCGCCUCCAAUCAACAUCCCGGACCCGAAUCCCGAUGAAAUCGAUAUUGGUCCCGCGGCCUCAGCCGCAGAGGAGUAUGAUGCGAAGAAGAGCAGGGGUUAUCGAACGUACAUGAGCAAAAAACAAUAUGGAGACAAGAUCAUGGAGAUUGCAGCGUUUUACGAGGAGACGGGUCGAGUUGCCGGUCUCAACUACUGGAAGGCAUUGAUCGAUGCAGGUCUUGCAGAUCAGAAUAGAUCAGGCGAAGAGGAUGAAUACCACGAGGAUCGGCUCCCAGGAUGCGGAUUGAAGUGGGCCAAAGCAUUCAAGAAAGGUUACUUUACAGAUGGACUCCAUCUGGAUGGCCUGGCCUAUGAUGUUCUUUCUAAGGAGCUACUCGACCUAGUCCUAACGAAGUGGCCGGAGUUGGCGCCAGAAAAGGUCGAGCUAUAAACUUUGGAGGAUAAUUUGAUGCACCGAUUGGCUUGAAACAUGAUUCGUUUCAU
Molecule: messenger RNA, 1072 nt
Organism: Lindgomyces ingoldianus
Lineage: Eukaryota; Fungi; Ascomycota; Dothideomycetes; Pleosporales; Lindgomycetaceae
Product: SGNH hydrolase
Exons: 5
Coding region: 207-1019 (270 amino acids)
Molecular function (GO): hydrolase activity, acting on ester bonds
Source: RefSeq, a predicted model, not a curated record